AUGGGGCGUUUCAUAUCUGGUUUGGACCAAGAAUUACAAGACAAACUUGAAGGUUAUACUAACCUCACGUUUGCUGAAGCUUGCAAGUUGGUGAUUAAGUUCGAUGCUAAGAGGAAGAAGAAGAAGCCUACUACCAUUCCUCAAUUGGCACGAAAACCUUCUUUUCCUACGAAGGAAGGUUCUUCCUUUAACAAACCAAGUAAUCCACCAAAAAAGGACACAAAGGACGUGAAGCUAGGUGACAUUGUGUGUUACAAAUGUGGAGGACGAGGUCAUUACAAGAAGGAUUGUCCUAAUACUAGGGCGUUAACCAUACAAGAGGGGGAAGAAGAAGUUGAAGAUGAUUGUGAUGAUUGCAUUGCCGAGCCAGAGGAGAAGACUAGCCUCGUGAUUAGGAGGGCCUUACAAGCACGUGUGGAAGAGGAUGCUGCCCCCCAACGACAACACAUUUUCAUCACCCGUUGUAAAAUUGGUGACGAGGUAUGUGAUUUGAUUAUUGAUGGAGGAAGUGAGGCUAAUACCGUGUCUAAGACCCUAGUAUCUAAACUUGGUCUUACGACUACUAAUCAUCCACAACCUUACAAAUUAAGUUGGUUAGAUUCUAAUGCUAGCACUGGAGUUAGGAAGCAAUGCAUGGUUUCUUUUUGUAUUGGUUCGUAUUGUGAUUCUAUAUUAUGUGAUGUUGUGUCUAUGGAUGCUUGUCAUAUUCUACUUGGUAGGCCUUGGCAAACUGAUAAAAGAUCUAUACAUGAUGGGUAUCACAACACGUAUACCAUAGUCCAUGAAGGGAGAAAGAAAAAACUACACCCUUUACCACCCCCACGGUUUUCACCAUCACAAACACCCCAAAAAGAAGUAUCCUUGUUGUCUCUUAAAGAGUUUGAAAGGGAGUUAGAUGGUGAGGGAGAGUUGUUCAUACUAUACUCCAAAGAAACCCACGAAAAUUUUGUUGCUCAAAAUCCUAAGUUAGCCCAAUUGAUUAAGGAUUUUGAGGACGUUUUUCCGAAUGAAUUACCUAAAGAACUACCACCCAUACGUGGAAUUGAGCAUCAAAUCGAUCUCAUUCCCGGAGCACCUUUGCCAAAUAAGCCAGCCUAUAGGUGUAACCCUUUAGAAACUAAGGAAUUACAACGUCAAAUUGAAGAGCUAAUGGGGAUGGGUUAUGUGCGUGAGUCCAUGAGUCCAUGUGCCGUUCCUGCUUUGUUGGUCCCUAAGAAAGAUGGAAAUAGAUUAUGUAUUCCAAAAUGUCCCAUUAGAAGUUUGUUGAUACAUGAAGCUCAUGGGGGAGGGCUAGCUGGUCACGUUGUAUAUGGCGUCAAUCCUUAUAUUCCCAUUGAUCUUAUUGCUUUGCCAAAAGACAAGUUCGUUCAUGGUGGAGCAAAGGAGCAAGCCGAGUUCAUGCUAAAAGUCCAUAAAGAAGUUCGGAGAAACAUUGAAAAGGCAAAUGAAAUCUACAAGAAACAAGCCAACAAACGCGUUAGAAAUAUGAAGUCUUUUGAAGUUGGGGACUUG
Messenger RNA from Chenopodium quinoa (quinoa), 1512 nucleotides. RefSeq lists its product as uncharacterized. The annotation marks the transcript as partial. NCBI's taxonomy places the organism in Eukaryota, Viridiplantae, Streptophyta, Magnoliopsida, Caryophyllales, Amaranthaceae. Gene Ontology annotation, molecular function: nucleic acid binding; zinc ion binding. The transcript is spliced from 4 exons. The record is from RefSeq and is a predicted model, not a curated record.